CAUCUUAAAGAAAUUUAUUGUUCAUCUUAACAACAAGCAAACAAAAACAAGAAAGCCAUAUCAAGUCCCUAAGAUUCUAUUUCCUUUAAUUCUCCCUUUUCUUUAUGUUCACAGGGUAGGACUUGUUUGCUGAAUCACAAAUAUAGGCGUCGAUCUAUGUGUCUGUAUCUCCAAUUGUAAACUUUACAUGCUACAAAAUCUUAGCAAGUGUGAUGAGUUUGGUCGGUCUGCAAUUUGUGAUGUAUGGCAAGAACCUGUACAGAAAUAAAAAUAAUUUAUAUUCUCAAUAACUUUGAUAACUUAAUUGCUUAGAAUGAUUUAUUGUCUUAUUUCCCAUUCGAAUUGUAAUAUGCAGGUAUGAAGCAAAGUUCAUCGAUAAGAUCAUCAAAGAAAUUUUGCAUCAAUUACACCCUAAUCACUUGAAUGUGGCCAAACACCUGAUAGGAAUAGAUUUUCGUGUUGUGGAGAUGAAAGCCUUAUUACAUCUGGAAAAAAAUGAUGUUCGCAUUGUUAGCAUCCAUGGGAUGAGUGGAAUAGGUAAAACAGUCAUAGCAAAAGCUGUUUAUAACGAAGUAAGUGAUGGAUUUGAAGGAAGUACUUUUCUCCAAGACAUUAAAGAAACCUCAAGACAGUCUGAUGGUUUAGUCAAGUUACAAAAAAUUCUUCUUAUUGAUAUCUUGAAAAACAGAGAUUGGCCAUUCGAAAAUGUUGAUAGAGGAAUCUAUUGGAUUAAGAAACUCCUAGCUAGGAAAAAAGUUCUUAUUGUUCUUGAUGACGUGGAUGACGUGGAUCAACUACAUGCAUUAGCUGGAAACACUGACUGGUUCGGUGCUGGAAGUAGAAUCAUUGCAACAACUAAAGAUGAACAUUUGCUAAAGCAAUUAGGAAACUAUGAAAAAUAUAAAGUGGAAGAAUUGGCUUGUACAGACUCUCUUGAACUUUUUAGCUGGCAUGCCUUCAAGAUGCCCCAUGCAAUGGAAGAUUACCAUGAGCUUUCGAUUAGUGUAGUGAAGUAUACUGGAGGGCAUCCAUUAGCUCUUGAAGUUUUGGGUUCUUUUCUCUUGGGAAGAAGCAUUACCGAAUGGAAAAGCACAGUGGAAAAAUUACAAAAAAUGCCUGACCCUCACAUUCGAAAAAUACUUCGAGUAAGCUUUGAUUCUUUAGAUGAGACAACAAUGGACAUAUUCCUUGAUAUUGCAUGCUUCUUUAUAGGGAUGGACGCAGAAUAUGUUGCCAAAAUUCUCCAUGGUUGUGGUUUUUUUCCUGAUAUUGGUAUUAGUAAUCUUGCUCGAAGGUCUGUUGUGAUAAUAGAUUGCCAUAAUAAGCUGAGGAUGCAUGAUUUGAUUCGAGAUAUUGGAAGGGAAAUUGUUCGCGAAAGUUCAUGUAAAGAUCUAGGAAGACGUAGUAGGUUGUGGUUUCAUGAGGAUGUGUUAAAUGUACUAAACAGUGAACAUAAGGUAAGAGAUUUACAUUUAUGCAUAACCAUGUGCACAUAUAUAUAG
Juglans microcarpa x Juglans regia is the source of this 1502-nucleotide messenger RNA. RefSeq names its product disease resistance protein RUN1-like. Gene Ontology annotation, molecular function: ADP binding. The coding region runs from base 468 to 1502 and encodes 344 amino acids. The transcript has a single exon. Lineage: Eukaryota; Viridiplantae; Streptophyta; Magnoliopsida; Fagales; Juglandaceae. Gene Ontology annotation, biological process: defense response. The record is from RefSeq and is a predicted model, not a curated record.